Messenger RNA from Coregonus clupeaformis (lake whitefish), 976 nucleotides. Its product is annotated as MOB kinase activator 3B. Gene Ontology annotation, biological process: signal transduction; positive regulation of protein phosphorylation. The record is from RefSeq and is a predicted model, not a curated record. Gene Ontology annotation, cellular component: nucleus; cytoplasm. The transcript has 3 exons. Gene Ontology annotation, molecular function: protein kinase activator activity. Lineage: Eukaryota; Metazoa; Chordata; Actinopteri; Salmoniformes; Salmonidae. The coding region runs from base 118 to 768 and encodes 216 amino acids.
GUCUGCUGACAAACCCCCACUGUUCCCCUCCUCUCUGCUCCCCCUGUCCCCGUCCCUGAAACCCCUCUCCCCUCUCGCCACAGUCCUCACCCCCCCCUAGCCCCCAUCCUAGGCAACAUGUCCAUCGCCCUGAAGCAGGUCUUCAACAAGGACAAGACCUUCCGGCCAAAGCGUAAAUUUGAGCCGGGGACGCAGCGUUUCGAGCUGCAUAAGAAGGCCCAGGCGUCGCUGAGCUCCGGGGUUGACCUGAGGGCGGCGGUUGCUCUGCCCCAUGGGGAGGAUCUGAACGACUGGGUGGCCGUUCACGUGGUCGACUUCUUCAACCGGAUCAACCUCAUCUACGGGACGGUGUGUGAGUUCUGCACAGAGAAGAGUUGUCCGGUGAUGUCCGGGGGGCCGAGGUAUGAGUACCGAUGGCAGGACGAUCACAAGUACAAGAAACCCACGGCUCUACCGGCUCCCAAGUACAUGAACCUGCUGAUGGACUGGAUCGAGGUCCAGAUCAACAAUGAGGAUAUCUUCCCCACCAGUAUAGGUAUCCCCUUCCCCAAGAACUUCAUCCAGAUCUGUAAGAAGAUCAUCUGCCGUCUGUUCCGGGUGUUUGUUCACGUCUACAUCCACCAUUUUGACCGUAUGAUGCUGAUGGGAGCUGAGGCCCACGUUAACACCUGCUACAAGCACUUCUACUACUUUAGCACAGAACUCAACCUCAUAGACCGCAAGGAGCUGGAGCCACUGAAAGAGAUGACGUCUGGGAUGUGUCACUGAGGUGCUGCAGAACGACUGGAGCAGCUAUGAUCAGUUUCUGGGUCACCUCACCCUGCUGGCAUGGCAGGAGGUUACCAUGGAGAUACAGAGGGGUACACAGUUGACUCUGAAGCUUGAUGACAUCAUCAGCGUGAUUCAACUAGCUAGAUGUAAUCACUGUCAUUCUGAUAGCCAGAGAAGAACCUGUUACCUACAGAUAUACCUGGCU